AUGGUUUCGAACCUGGAACGAACAUCUAACUUUGAACACAUAUCCAGCUCCGAAACAUUCAAAGACUUAGAUCGUGCCAUUGAUCUAUCAGAUACUGCAGUCAGGCUCAUCCCUCAAGAUCACCCAGACCGCGGUUUAUAUUUGCAAAAUUAUGCAACGAGACUUAGCUAUCGAUAUGAAUGGACCGAAUCGCCUGACGAUUUAGAUCGUAAAUUAGAAACGUUAGUUGAAGGUUGGCGUUGCGAUUCUUCUCCUCCAUCUGUUCGGAUAAACUUGGCUCGUGGGGCUGCCCAAAUUCUCGCGUUACGAGGAGAUUGGAAAGAAUCUAGCCAGUUACUCAAGGGGGCAAUUUCACUACUCCCUACCAUAAGCCCACGAUACUUGAGUCCUGCCGAUAUGCAGAGCUUACUUGCCGACCUUUCUGGCUUGGCAUCAACUGCUGCUGCGGUUGCCCUUAACGCCGGAGAAGAACCUCGAGAAGCUUUGCGUCUUCUUGAACUUGGCCGUGGUGUUAUUUCCGGAUUAUUAAUGGACAUGAGAGGAGAUAUCUCCGAUCUGAAGCUGAAGUAUCCUAAAUUGGCGGAUAAGUUCACGUUACUUCGAGAUGAGCUUGACUCGCCUGUCAAAAAUACCGCCCCUUUCUCGCCAAUGAAUGAUGAUGUGUCAUCCUGGGAAUCAAAAGUAAAGCGGCGUCGCGAAGCAACGCGAGAAUUCGACGAGAUUGUCGAAGAAAUUCGUUCCCAGCCUGAGUUUCGUAACUUUAUUCAGUUACCAGAUACAGAGGAUCUCAUGACCGCAGCGGGCUCCGGUCCUAUUAUCGUUGUUAACAUGAGUUUCUAUCGAUCUGAUGCAUUCCUCAUAAAGACUGACCGUAUUGAGACAAUAAAGUUACCACAUCUUGCAGAACCUGAGGUUAGAAGGAAGGUCGAGAAUCUAAGUCCCACCUCCGAUUUAGCUUCUUUAUUGGAAUGGCUCUGGCAGAGUGUCUGCUGUCCAUGUCUAGAUGCGUUGGGUUUCAAAGGGCCCAUCAUUGAUAACGAAUGGCCUCAUAUUUGGUGGGUUCCAACUGGGCUCCUCAGCCAGCUACCACUACAUGCGGCCGGCAUCUACACAGGCACCUCCACCGACACAGUUCUUGACAGAGUAAUAUCUUCGUACGCAUCGUCAAUCAAAGCAUUGGUACAUAAUCGGCAACAAACUCCUCAGCAUGCAACCGAAGAGUCUCAAGUUGACUCUGCUAUUUUAGUUGCAAUGCAAAACACUCCGGGCCUUUCCGGGCAUAGAAAUCUCCCGUUCGCUGCCAAGGAAGUGGAGAUACUAGGGGGCUCUGUCCAUCGCUUCAGCUUAAUGCAAUCCUGCCACAGCGAUCUAAAGAAGGCGUUCUAA
Molecule: messenger RNA, 1386 nt
Organism: Daldinia childiae
Lineage: Eukaryota; Fungi; Ascomycota; Sordariomycetes; Xylariales; Hypoxylaceae
Exons: 1
Coding region: 1-1386 (461 amino acids)
Source: RefSeq, a predicted model, not a curated record